AUGAGAGUUUCUUCUUCGGUUAGUGGUAUCACUCUUAUCUCCAUUUUCUGCGGCUCGGCUCAGGGGGUCUCUCUUGACUUUUUCAACAACAUUUUGAAGGACCCUGUGUUCGACUUCCAAACUGACGGCGUUGCACCUUAUGACUCUUGUCCUAUUGACAUACCGUUGUCGUGCACGAACAACACUCCGGUGGAGAAUUCCUGUUGCUUUGAACUGCCAGGUGGUAUAAUGCUACAGACGCAAUUCUGGGACUAUUACCCCCCAAUUGGACCCAAUGACACGUUCACUUUGCAUGGGUUAUGGCCCGACAACUGUGACGGUACAUACGAGCAAUUCUGUGACGAUAGCUUGAACGUUGCCAAUGUUACCGACAUCAUUGUCAACGAAUUUAAGGACCCUGAACUCUACCAGACGAUGACUUCGAUCUGGAAGAACUUCAACGGGAAUGACGAGAGCUUGUGGAUGCAUGAGUUCAACAAGCAUGGGACUUGUAUCAAAACGUUGAGACCAACGUGCUAUAGUCCUAGCCAAUUCAGUAACCACGAAAAUGUGUAUGAUUUCUUCAACAUCUCGGUGAAUCUCUUCAGAAAGUACCCAACCUUUGAGUUCUUGGCCUCUGAGGGCAUUGUUCCAUCCUUGGACAAGACUUACACCAAGAAGGAAAUCGAUGACGCUCUUCUGAAGAACUUUGGAGAUAACAAGGUAUACUUCAAAUGUAAUAGGUACCAGGCUUUGCAAGAGAUCUGGUAUUUCCAUGAGGUCAAGGGGUCUGUAAAGCUGGAAAAUUUCAGGCAAAUUCCAAGCUUUAUGAAUUCCAAUUGCCCUAACGAAGGAAUCAAGUUCAUCCCAAAAAGUGGCUUCAAGCCACCUGGCGGAGGAACCCCUAACCCACCGGGAGGAAACCCACCAAAACCUGGCUUGGGUAGAGGCUAUAUCAAGUUAAGCGGCAAAAACGGAUGUCUUAUUAGCAAUGGGCAAUGGUACGCUUUUGGUACGUGUGCUACUUAUCAAGUUUCCAAGCUGACUUUUGGCGGCUACAACAUUAAGUCUUCCAAGGGUUACUGUGGAAUUAAUGCUGACAACCAGUUGGCCUGUCACAGCGGCAUUUCUCCUUCUAAGUUCCAGUUCCAGUACGACAAAGAGACGAAGGAAAUCGGAUAUGGAGGGAAGUUCGACUGGUGCUUCGAUGAGGGCAAUAAGCAUGGGUCCGGAAGAUUUGUACAAGUCCCAAUUAAGUUGGGCACUGACUGUGGCGAUGUAGUUAAGUUGAAGUUUCAAGGCUAG
This is a messenger RNA of Dujonia railenensis, 1284 nucleotides long. The record is from the annotation of a GenBank genome assembly. Lineage: Eukaryota; Fungi; Ascomycota; Pichiomycetes; Serinales; Debaryomycetaceae.